Messenger RNA from Lacerta agilis (Sand lizard), 2835 nucleotides. RefSeq names its product autocrine motility factor receptor (gene AMFR). The record is from RefSeq and is a predicted model, not a curated record. The transcript is spliced from 14 exons. Gene Ontology annotation, biological process: endoplasmic reticulum unfolded protein response; protein K48-linked ubiquitination; ubiquitin-dependent protein catabolic process. Lineage: Eukaryota; Metazoa; Chordata; Lepidosauria; Squamata; Lacertidae. Bases 163 to 2103 code for a protein of 646 amino acids. Gene Ontology annotation, cellular component: ubiquitin ligase complex; cytosol; endoplasmic reticulum. Gene Ontology annotation, molecular function: ubiquitin protein ligase activity; ubiquitin binding.
CGGGCGGGCGGGCGGGCGACUGCGCGGCUUUCGCUCCCGAGUUCCGUGCGUGUGGGCCGGAGUCGGCGGGAGUAGGCCCCUCCCUGCGGGCGCUAGGCCGUUGCCGGGAGACCCCGCGGACCGCGCUAGCUAGCCCGGGCUGGAGCCCGCCAGGCCUCCGCGAUGCCGCUGCUCUUCUUGGAGCGUUUCCCUUGGCCCAGCUUGCGCACUUACACAGCACUCAGCGCCCUGGCCUUGCUGGGCAGCAGCCUCAGCGCCUACCGCGCCCUCAGCCAGGCCGCCGAGCACACAGAAGAGCCCCCCGGGGUGCGGCUGCAGCAGGAGACCGGAGGAGGGGGAGAAGGAGAAGAAGGCGACCUGUCGCCGCGGACCGGGCCCGCCGCCCUGGACGUCGCCUAUUACUUGCUCUCCGACAGCCUCUGCGUUUGGGUACUGGUGAAUACGGCUUGCUGUAUUUUGAUGCUGAUUGCUAAACUAAUACAGGGUGUUGUGUUUGGUCCCCUCCGUGUUAGUGAAAGACAGCAUCUCAAGGACAAAUUUUGGAACUUCAUCUUCUACAAGUUCAUCUUUAUUUUUGGUGUACUAAAUGUUCAGACGGUGGAAGAAGUGGUCAUGUGGUGCCUUUGGUUCUCCGGGCUUGUGUUUCUGCAUCUUAUGGUUCAGCUCUGCAAGGAUAGGUUUGAAUAUCUCUCCUUUUCACCCACCACACCAAUGAACAGCCACAUCAGAGUCCUGACUCUGCUAGUAGCUAUGCUUCUUUCCUGCUGUGGACUAGCAGUUGUGUGUGGUAUUAUUGGCUAUACCCAUGGAAUGCACACGUUAUCUUUCAUGGCAGCAGAGUCUCUACUUGUUACUGUGAGAACUGUGCAUGUGAUUUUACGGUAUGUCAUUCAUCUCUGGGAUCUCAACCAUGAAGGUACCUGGGAAAGCAAGGGAACGUACGUUUAUUACACAGACUUCAUCAUGGAGCUAAUGCUUUUGUCACUGGAUCUGAUGCAUCACAUUCACAUGCUGCUGUUUGGCAAUAUCUGGUUGUCGAUGGCUAGCCUGGUGAUCUUCAUGCAGCUGCGUUACCUGUUCCAUGAGGUUCAGCGCAGACUUCGCCGCCACAAGAACUAUCUCCGUGUGGUUGGAAAUAUGGAAGCGAGGUUUGCGGUGGCAACACCUGAAGAGCUAGCAACCAACAAUGACGACUGUGCCAUUUGCUGGGAUUCCAUGCAAGCUGCACGUAAACUCCCCUGUGGGCAUCUUUUCCAUAACUCAUGCCUGCGCUCCUGGCUUGAACAAGACACUUCCUGCCCUACCUGUAGAAUGUCCCUGAAUAUCACUGACAAUCACCGUGCCAGGGAAGAUCACCAAAGGGAGAACCUGGACGAAAAUUUGGCUCCUGUGGCAGUAGCUGAAGGCAGACCUCACCUGAACCAACACAAUCACUUCUUCCACUUUGAUGGUUCUCGCAUCGCUAGCUGGCUGCCCAGCUUCUCAGUGGAGGUGAUGCAUACCACCAGUAUCCUUGGUAUUGCACAAGCAAGCAACUCUCAGCUCAAUGCCAUGGCACAUCAGAUUCAGGAGAUGUUUCCUCAGGUUCCUUACCACCUCAUUCUGCAGGAUCUGCAGAUGACGCGUUCUGUAGAAAUAACAACGGACAACAUUUUAGAGGGGCGUAUUCAAGUGCCUUUCCCAACACAGCGUUCAGAUAGCAUCAGACCUGCAUUGAACAGUCCCCUGGAAAGACACAACACUGAUCAGGAGGACACAGAAGAGGUUACUCAGACGGAGAGAGACUCACUGGAACUGAACUCAUGGUUGGAAGACGUGGCAGAGUUCAAUGAGGCAGAAGCAGAAUCCACUGAGACAGAAGACUUUGAAGUGAGAGGGAGCCGGUUUUCCAAGUCAGCUGACGAAAGACAGAGGAUGUUAGUACAGCGGAAGGAAGACCUUUUGCAACAAGCUCGCAGGCGUUACCUCAGCAAAACCUCUGAUGAUCCUAGCUCAGAUGACUACUUGCAGGCCGAAGGAGCGACUUCAGACCCUAUCACCUUGCGCCGGAGGAUGUUGGCCGCUGCAGCAGAGCGAAGACUUCAGAAGCAGGAUCCCUCUUAACGCUUCCUGUCUCCUCCUGUUCUUUUUCCACACAAGCAAUGUUUAUGCCAUCCUACACUCUCCCUGCCCACAAGGAGGGUCUCUUCAGAACUCAGUAAAUGUGCCGAGGAUGACUGAUCUGGCUGCAUCUUCACUGUAUAAAGCAUGUGAUAUCUAAUAAGUGUUUGGACAGCUGACAAAUUAACCUUUCUUGGGUACUUUUUUUGAGUGACACACAUUUUCCUUUCCCCCACCCCCUUUGUGAACAAAAAUGCAGUCUUUAAAGCCCUGGGCAUGGUGUGCUGCUUAAUGUGAGUUGCAGAGGGACAGUGGCUGAGAAGCACCAGGUCCAUUUGCUGCUUCUGUGCACUGAGCUUGCUGGUACGUCCCAUUUAAGCUCUUUAAAGUGGAAACUGAACAAGGAAUGACAAAAGCACUCUCCUAAGUAAGCAAGCAUCACUGCCGAGUCAUUGCAUGUCUCGAGAACGACAUGUUUAAAAUAAAAGAAACCCAUUUUGAAUGCUUUUGCAGAGUCUUUUGGACAAAACUGGCAUUUCUAAGUGUUGGAGCAUGGAAGUGGAGUGCACCAACAGGAGGAGACAUCUUAAAGAGUGGAAAAUGUUGAGCUAAGUUUUAGAGUGGUGGCCCCCAGACAGUGUGAACAUUCCUGGAUUAUUUUUCUACCAGGAGGCUGGUUUGGUUUUUAAUGCAUUUCAUUGUUAGUAACAGACAUGUGGUAAAAGGAGAAGCACC